Molecule: messenger RNA, 2511 nt
Organism: Plasmodium gallinaceum
Lineage: Eukaryota; Apicomplexa; Aconoidasida; Haemosporida; Plasmodiidae
Product: large ribosomal subunit associated GTPase, putative
Exons: 2
Coding region: 1-2511 (836 amino acids)
Cellular component (GO): cytosol
Molecular function (GO): GTPase activity; GTP binding
Source: RefSeq, a predicted model, not a curated record
AUGGGUGUUUUUAAAAAAAAUAGAACGAAACAACAUAACUGUAUGGGAAGAAGUUUAAUGCGUAAUAAAUUGACGAAAAAAGAAAUUUCUGAAAAUAUUCUUUAUUCAAAGAUUGGAUGUGAUCAAGAAAAAAAUCUAAGUAAAAAAUGCUCUAUUUUAAAUAAAGAAUCAGUAGAUGAUUACUUAGAUAAUCAGUUGAUUAUCAAUAAUAUUGAAGUUACUAAAGUGUUUGUUCAAAAAAAUGAAAUUAAAGAAAAAAGAAAUUUUUUAAAUGAAAAUAAAAAUGUAAAUGUUCAACAUAUUGUUUUACCUAUUCCUGGAAGAGCUCUAUUUUUAAGUAGAGAAGAUAAAAUCAAUUUAAUUAUUAAUGAAAGAGAAAACACAAAUAUAAAAAAGAAAAAAAAAAAAAAUGUAAAAAAAAUUACUUUUUUAAUGAGUGGAAAGAACAUUGUACCAAUUAAUGUGUGCAUCCCAAAAAAAGAAGAAUCAAAAAAACAAAAAAUAAAAAGUUUAAAAAAAAGUUUGAAAUAUAAGAGAAAUGAAGAAAAAAAAAUUAAAAAUAAUAAUUAUUCAGUGGAAAAUCAUAACGAUAUUCUAGAAGAAAAUGAAAAUAAGAGAGAAACAUAUGAAAAUGAAGAAAUUGAAUCAGAAAAUGAAAAAGAUAUAGAUGAAAAUGAAGAAAUUGAAUCAGAAAAUGAAAAAGAUAUAGAUGAUAAUGAAGAAAUUGAAUCAGAAAAUGAAAAAGAUAUGAAUGAUAAUGAAGAAAUCGAAUCAGAAAAUGAAUCAUGGAAUAAAAUAAUAGAAGAUGAAAAUGAAAAGAAUGAACUAAGAUAUGUACAAAGUGAAGGAGGAAUAGAAAAAAAAAAAUAUGAUAAUGAAAUAAGUGGUGAAUAUAUAUGCGGAAAUUUUUUAAAUAAAAAAUCAGAACAUGGGGAAUAUAAAGAUGAAGAUAGUAAUUUAUUGAAUAAUUCGGACAUGAAUAAAAAUAAUUUAAGUUAUGAUUUUAAAUAUGUUUAUAUGUAUGAAGAGUUAGGAAAAAAAUAUAGAGAAAAUAACUCGAAAACUAAUUUAAGUAAAGAAAAUGUGGAGAAGUAUGAAAUGGAAUAUUUUGUAGAAUGGAGAAAACUAUUAAGUGAUAUUGAGGAAAGAGAAGGAUAUAUCGUAACUCCUUAUGAGAAAAAUAUUGAAUAUUGGAAACAACUAUGGAGGGUUAUAGAAAAAAGUCAUGUUUUAUUUUAUAUUAUUGAUGCUAGAAAUCCUUUAUUUUUUUAUUGUAAAGGAUUAGAAUACUAUGUAAAGAAAGUAGAUUAUAGAAAAAAAAUUAUUAUAAUCUUAAAUAAAGCUGAUUUUUUAAAUUUUGAACAAAGAAAAAUAUGGGCAAAUUAUUUUGAGGAAAGAAAUGUUCAAUUUGUUUUUUUUUCUGCAUUAAGAGAGUUAUAUCAUCAAAAUAAAAUAGUGAUUGAAAAUUAUUCUGAGAUAGAUUAUAAUAAAGACAAGAAUAAACAUGAUACUAUAUUCAAAAGAGAAAAUCCUAUUGAAAACGAUAACUACAUUGAAAAUAUUAAAACAAAUAUUGAAGAUAAUAAUAUAUCAAAAAAUAAAAAAAAAGAUGAAAAUAUUAAUGAUGAUAAAAAAAAUAUAAUUAAUGUAGGUUUUGGUAAUUUAAGUUAUGAAACAAAAAAAAAUGACAAUACAGAUAUAUUAAGUGUAGAUGAUUUAAUAAAUUUAAUUAAAAAAACUAAAUUAGAAAUCAUAAAUUUAUAUCAUGAAAUUGAAAUGGGAACAUUUACGACACCUAAUUAUAUGGUUGGUUUUAUUGGAUAUCCUAAUGUAGGAAAAAGUUCAAUUAUAAAUUGUUUAAUUGGUGAAAAAAAAGUUAGUGUAAGUCGUCAACCAGGAAAAACAAAACAUUUUCAAACAAUUUUUCUAAAAAAUUUGCAUUUUUCAUUAUGUGAUUGUCCGGGUUUAAUAUUUCCUUCUCUUGUAUUUAGCAAAUAUGAUUUAGUUAUCAAUGGAGUAUUUUCAAUUGAUCAUUAUAAAGGUGACUUUAUUGAUAUUGUUCAAAUCCUUUGCAAUAUAAUACCUAUACAACUAUGUGAUUACUACAAAAUUAGUAAUAAUAUUAUUCAUGAAGUAAAGAAUGAAAAACAGGAAAAGAUUUUCUUUUUAGAUGCAACUGAAUUUUUACAUGCCUUUUGUACAUCUAGAAAAUAUGUAUCAGGAGGAAAAGGGGGGUUACUCAAUUUUAACUUUGCAACUCGAUUAAUAGUUCGUGAUUUCAUAAGUGGUAAACUUAUAUACAUUUUCCUACCUUCCUAUUUCAUGAACAAUUCUAAUAUUUAUCAGAAAAAGGAAUUACAAGAUGACAUAUACUCUAUUAAACAAAUAGAAGAAGAAUUGCUAAAUGAUCAGAAUACAACCGAAGAGAUUGCAGUAACAAAAAGAAAAUUUCGUUAUAUGCAAAAGAAAAUGAUUAAAGGAAAAAAUGUUAUGAAAUAUUCUAUUAAUUAA